UACUGCCGCUAAUUCGUUAGUUUGCUCUCUGUUGUGACGCUGUCGUAACGAAGCAGCGUAAAGACCAUGGCAGCCCAGCUACAGCGCCUCCAUGUGGUUGUGGUCCAUCUGCUCCUCCUGGACUACUUAUCCGGGGUCCACUCCAUGCCAGACCCCAGACAAAGAGAGGCCCUCAUACAGCUGGAGGUCUCCAUGCAGACAGGUGGGCAGAUGGUGUUGACUGAUGCUGAGCAGCAGCUGGACUCUCUGUUGUUCAAAAUGAAGCAGAGGGAGAUGCAGGGAGCAGCCUUCCCUCCUGCCAUGCACUUCUUCAAGGCCAGGCAACUCAUCAGGAACAGUCCUAUCUUCAGCCUGCUGCAGAAGAUGCCCAAAGGGGGAGCGCUCCAUGUCCACGACUUCUCUGUAGUUGAUGUUGAGUGGCUAGUGAAGAACGUGACCUAUCGGCCUCACUGCUACAUGUGCUUCACAAAGGAUCAGUCCAUCAGGUUCAUUUUCUCAUCUCAGUGGCCCAAACCUCUUCCAAUUUGCUCUUCCUGGUUCCUGCUGGAAGACCUGCGAGCCAAGACAACAAACACCACAGAGCUAGACAACAGCAUCAUGGGGAACCUGACGCUCUUCACUGAUCAGGAUCCAGAAACGGCGUACCCCAGUCAGGACGUGGUAUGGGAUGUAUUUGAACAGAGCUUCCUUGCACUGAUGGGUCUGGUCACAUAUGCUCCAGUGUUCAGAGACUAUUACCACCAAAGCCUGGCCCAGUUCUACAUGGACAAUGUCAUGUAUUUGGAACUACGGGCUUUGCUCCCAGAGGUAUAUGAAUUAGAUGGCAGCACUCAUGACAGAGCCUGGACUCUGAAGACCUAUGAGGAAGUCACUAGAGAGUUCACAGCAGAGCAUCCAGACUUCUAUGGAGCAAAAAUCAUCUUCACAAUCCACAGGGGAGUAAACGUAUCCACCAUGACUGGAGUUGUGGAGGAGGCAAUGAAGCUACAGAGAAAUUUCCCAGAUAUCAUGGCUGGAUUUGACCUGGUAGGCCGCGAGGACAGAGGAAAACCCCUGUGGUACUUCAGAGACGCCUUGUCGAUACCAGUAGAGAGAGGGGUCACACUACCUUUCUUCUUCCAUGCUGGAGAAACGGAUCGCGAAGGCACAGAAGUUGACCAGAACCUGUUAGAUGCUCUUUUGUUUAACACUUCACGAAUUGGCCAUGGUUUUGCUCUAACUCGCCAUCCAGUAGCCAAAGAGCUAUCCCAGAAAAGAGGGGUGGCCAUUGAAGUUUGCCCCAUCUCCAACCAGGUGAUGAUGUUGGUAAACGAUAUGCGAAAUCAUCCAGCAGCUGCUCUGAUGUCAGAGAACCACCCACUCGUCAUCAGCUCUGAUGACCCGGCCAUGUUCGGGGCCUCAGGCCUCUCUUAUGACUUCUAUGAGGCUUUUGUUGGCUUUGGUGGGCUUAGAUCCAACUUAGGUUCCCUCAAACAGCUGGCCAUAAACUCUAUUAGGUACAGCUCUCUGACUCCAAAGCAGCAGGAAAAAGUCUUGGCCAUGUGGCAGAUAAGAUGGAAUAAGUUUGUCUCUGAAAAUGCCUUUUAGAAUUUGCUUUUCCUAAACUCCUCAAUUCCUCAAAUGACUUCAUGUUCAACUGCAAUUUCAGCGUAGGGGAUUUAUAAAUGAUAAUCUGCUCAGGUGAGCACGUUUGAAGUUGACUUUUCAACAUGUUACAGGAGCAAAAGCACAGAGGUUGAAGGAUAGAAUUGAGGAUCAUUUGUCAUUUGUGAAACAAGCCUGAGCCAUGUCCCAUAUAAUUUAGGGAUUUUUUGUGUGGUUUGAGUGUAUUUUACAACUGUGUAUUAGGGCCAAUUAUGAACAAAAAAAAAACGUACUCAGGGGAGGGGGGUAAUAUUUCCAGAAAAAAAGUAGAGGCGAGAUUUUAAGAGAUUAAAAGUGGCAAAUCUACAAGAAAAUAAAGUCACAGUGGGCAUUUUCAGCACCAUAGACAGCGUCAGAUUGCACUUCCAUGAAAGAGCAACCAAGCAGGCCACCUGUGAACCAGCAAUAAAAAGGAGAUUGUAGUAAUUAGUGGGUUCCCAGUGAACUGUUGUAUAGGUGGUGCUGAGAAUGUGCAACAUGCUUGCUGCAGUAGAGAGGCUGUGAUUAGCCUACCCACACUAACGUGUCCGUGUGGCAUUCCCUGCUUACCGGGCGGUGUCUGUGGUGUGUUCAGGUUGCUUGACAAAAACAAAACUUUUUUUUUCUUCAUAAAUCUGCGACUUUAUUUCCUUGUAGAUUUGCCACUUUCAAUCUCAUAAAUCUGCGACUUUUAUCUUGUAGAUUUGUUACUUUUAUUCUCAUAAAUAAGCUACUUUUUUUCUCGAAAUGUUACCCCACCGGUAUGUAAUUUUAUUUUUUUUUAUACCUGGCCCUAAUAUGCCAUCGUAUUAGUUGCACAAUUUUACAAUGUGUUUGGUUGUGCUUUAAGAGCGUGUAUAAGCUUGCUGGUUGAGUUGGGCUUUAAAGCUUCAACUUUUUUAACUUGAACAUACUGUGUUUUUAGUCUUCGUCAUUUGCAGUAGGUAUAUGCUCAAGAGCUUCAUAUGUAUCCAUCCAUUUUCCACCGCUUUAUCCUCCGUAGGAGGGUCGCAGGUGGGCGCUGUGCCAAUCUCAGCUGACAUAGGGCGAUAGGCGGGGAAACAGACCAUCGUUGACUUUCACUCUCACACCUACAGUCGAUUUAGAGUGACCAAUUCACCUAAUCCCCAUAUUGCAUGUUUUUGGACUGUGGUAGGAAACCGGAGAACCCAGAGAAAACCCACGCACACACGCCCUUGUUCCUUCCUUCUUGCUGCAAAGGCAUGAGUGCUAACCACUACACCAACUGUGUGGGAGCUGUAUGUAAAAUGAAAAUGAUCAAGAAACGGUAGAAAACUAUCUAAUGUGUGCUAUACAUACACAGGGAAAUCAUAGUGUGACAUUUUGAUUAAUUUUAAGUGUAUGUGCCAAUGUAUAGAUGGAUAAGCAAAUAAAAUAUUUUUACAGUC
Molecule: messenger RNA, 3032 nt
Organism: Solea senegalensis (Senegalese sole)
Lineage: Eukaryota; Metazoa; Chordata; Actinopteri; Pleuronectiformes; Soleidae
Gene: ada2a
Product: adenosine deaminase 2a
Exons: 10
Coding region: 67-1587 (506 amino acids)
Biological process (GO): inosine biosynthetic process; adenosine catabolic process
Molecular function (GO): adenosine deaminase activity
Source: RefSeq, a predicted model, not a curated record